AUGAAGAAACAACGCCUUCCAAUGACUGCCUCAAACUCGAUGCCUAUCAACUCCCGUUCAUCGUCCUUGAAUUCCAGAUCACAGAUCGAGGCGGAGCUCGAACAAGUUUUCAAGAAAUUCGACGUUAAUGGCGACGGAAAGAUCUCGGCUUACGAGUUGGGUUCGAUUAUGGGCAGUUUCGGCCACCCGGCGACGGACGAAGAGCUCGAGAUCAUGAUCAAGGAGAUGGAUGCCGACGGUGAUGGGUUCAUCAACCUGCAAGAAUUCAUUGAACUAAACACGAAGGAUAUCGAUUCGGAUGAGGUGCUCGAGAAUCUUAAGGACGCCUUCUCGGUUUUCGACAUUGACAAGAAUGGCUCGAUAUCAGCCGAGGAAUUGCAGAAUGUGUUGAAGAGUCUUCGAGAAGAAUGCACAUUGUCCGAGUGCAAGAAGAUGAUAAGUGGGGUGGAUGCAGAUGGCAACGGCAUGAUCAGUUUCGAUGAGUUUAAGGUCAUGAUGAUGAUGGGAUCGCGAUUUGACGCCACCGAGGAACCCAAGAUUGGUUGA
This is a messenger RNA of Fraxinus pennsylvanica, 546 nucleotides long. The record is from the annotation of a GenBank genome assembly. Lineage: Eukaryota; Viridiplantae; Streptophyta; Magnoliopsida; Lamiales; Oleaceae.